Molecule: messenger RNA, 1345 nt
Organism: Gamsiella multidivaricata
Lineage: Eukaryota; Fungi; Mortierellomycota; Mortierellomycetes; Mortierellales; Mortierellaceae
Exons: 1
Coding region: 264-1034 (256 amino acids)
Cellular component (GO): nucleus
Source: RefSeq, a predicted model, not a curated record
UUUAAUAGAGGACAGCUACUCCACUGCCAUCAGCGCAUCUGUUGCCGCAUAUGACAAUGCCAGCCUCUACGCGCAGGCUCAGCAGACGACCUCUCCCUACGCUGCACGCCCUGCCAUGACUCCUGCUUCCUACGCCCGAACUGGAUAUUACAACGCCAGUAUGUAUUCUCUUGCCUUUCAACUUUACGCCAUGAACUCCCGAUGACAUACAAGAAUCAUCAAAUGCUUAACAUCAUCAUUUUUACACUUGCCAAUUAGGCCAAAUGGUUGCACCCCACAUGCCUUCGUACUCGCAGGCCGACCUCACUGCUACGACCUAUGCCAUAACCUCGGCCAUCCAGAGCAAUCCCACUCAGGCCAUGACAGCUUCGUACAUGUCUCAGCCCCCCAGCCUUCCUAUUGGUAACUACAGCCCUUAUUCCAACAUGAUGAACAAGGCCAACCUCAAGUUCACCGGAAACAUGGACGAUAUGGCUAUCAACUGGAGCGGAGAGGAAUGGGAGGCCCACCGUCGCCUGGUCCAGUUUUGGAGACGUCAGGACGGCAAUGACAUUCACUGCAGCUUCGCCCCUGUUUCGCCUGCUGAACGUCAGCCCAACAGUAUCGUUGUUUCCUGCAUCUACUGGGCCGAGCGUAACGACUGCUUCUUGACCUCGGUUGACUGCAUCUAUUUGCUCGAGUCCUUGAUCGCCGUCCGCUUCACAGUCGAGGAGAAAAAUCGCAUCCGCCGCAACCUUGAGGGAUUCCGCCCCAUCACUGUCUCAAAAUGCAAGCCCGAGAGCGCCGAGUUCUUCAAGCUGAUCAUGUCCUUCCCCAACCCCAAGCCAAGAAACAUUGAGAAAGAUGUCAAGGUCUUCCCCUGGAAGGUCCUGUCCUAUGCUCUCAAGAAAAUCAUCAGCAAAUACACUGCCUCGUACAGCAGUACAGCCAGCAUCCAGGCCGAGACUUUCCACAAUGCCAACUUCCCCCACGGCUCGACCUUGCCCUUGACGGCACAACAGCAGUCCAUCCUCGAGUCCAGCAUCAUUGCAUAAUUCGCAUAAGUUGUAUUUGCAUUUGGUAUUGUUUUUUUCUUCCUUGCAUCUUGGAUAUACUAUGUAGUUCAUGUCGUUUGCUUGUCAUCUUUUCCUUGUACCUUAUAGUCUAGUUUUCAUCCUUGUAUAUUCAUUUGCUGUUUACCAUGUUACAUUAAGAACCGGCGGCAGAUUCGUGUGCUCUGCCUCCAAUGCACAUAAUAAAAUAUAAAAUCAAAAAUAAUCUAACAUAACACAAGUCGAGCCUGCUCUUUGAAAAUGAGCUCUUGAUACUCCAGAUAAUAAUGUGCAGUAAGGCUCCUGGUAAAGUU